Molecule: messenger RNA, 1917 nt
Organism: Glarea lozoyensis ATCC 20868
Lineage: Eukaryota; Fungi; Ascomycota; Leotiomycetes; Helotiales; Helotiaceae
Product: MFS general substrate transporter
Exons: 12
Coding region: 1-1917 (638 amino acids)
Biological process (GO): transmembrane transport
Cellular component (GO): membrane
Molecular function (GO): dipeptide transmembrane transporter activity
Source: RefSeq, a predicted model, not a curated record
AUGAUACCAUUAACGAACUUCUUCAUUGAGCGUCGCUCGACUCUGGCGGCGGUGGACUUCUUCGAUCAUAGAGCCAUCACCACGAUGAAUAAUCAGACCUUACCAGAAGCGCAGCAGAUCGUUGGGUCGGGGGCCAUCUUGGCUACCCCAGAGAAGGGAACUCUGAUCCAUGCGGACAGCUUUAACCACCCUGGCGCAUACACGUCUGGUGAUGAUACUCCAACGGAUGAAGAGUUGCACACUCUUCGUCGAGUCGCUGGACAUGUUCCAAUAACUGCUUACGGACUUUGCGUCGUCGAGUUCGCUGAACGUGCCUCAUUUAUUGGUGUCAAACAAGUUUUCAGCAAUUUCGUCAACCGUCCUCUUCCCGUAGGAGGCAACGGAGCUGGCGCACCACCACGUGGGACUCAACAAACUGCCGGUGCCUUAGGAAAAGGAACCGUUGUCGCCGCUGCUGUGACAUCUUCUUUCGGCUUCCUAACUUAUGCUCUUCCAAUGCUUGGAGGAUGGCUUGCAGACGCAAAAUGGGGUCGUUUCAAGACCAUCGCUGUAGGUAUUGCGAUUUGUGGUGUUGCUCACGUAAUCAUGGUGGUUGCUGCUAUCCCCUCGGUCAUUCAGGCAGGGCAUGCUGAAGGACCAUUUUUACUCUCCCUAUACAUUCUCGCUUUCGGUGCAGCACUUUUCAAGCCCAAUAUCUCCGUUGUUAUCCUUGAUCAGAAUCCUCACAAUAGACCUGUCACUCAAACACUGGAAUCUGGAGAGAAAGUUGUCAUCGACCCAGAGGCAACUACAGAGCGAAUGAUGUUGUGGUUUUACCUACUCAUCAACAUCGGUGGAUUUAUGGGUGUCCCAACCUCUUAUCUAGCUAAAUACGUUGGAUUUUGGAGCUCCUUUUUGGUUCCGGGCAUCAUAUACUUCAUGCUCCCUGCGCUUCUUUGGUGGCUCCACCCAAGAUUGGUGCUACACAAACCAGGUGGAAGUGAUCUUGGGAAUGUCAUCAAAGUUGUUGGUAUGUGCUUAAAGCGUAACGGAUUCAGCAAAAUUGGACGAACUGGCUUUUGGGAGGCUGCUAAGCCGUCCGUAAUUGCACAAAGCAGUAACCCUGUGACUGUUUCAUGGGACGAUCAAUUUGUCAGAGACACUCAGCGGACUUUCCAAGCUUGCGACGCUCUAAGUGUAAUGCUGACUACAAAUGGCGUACCAAACGAUCUUAUCGGCAAUUUCAAUCCUCUCGUGAUCAUUCUCGGGGUUCCACUCUUCGACUAUGUGCUUUACCCGAUGCUUCGAAAAUACAAGAUUCACUUUGGACCAAUUGCUCGUAUGACAACGGGAAUGGUGAUCUGCUCUAUCGGAUCAAUUGGGUGGGCAAUUAUCACUCACUACGCUUAUAUCACAGGACCCUGCGGUGACCAUGCCUCGAGUCUUACCUGUGUCGACGCCGACGGAGUCUCAUUAGUUUCACCAAUUAACAUCUGGUGGACUGCUAUUCCAUUAUCCAUCACAGCUCUCUGCGAAAUUCUAGUAAAUGUUACCGCCUACGGAAUCGCUUACUCUCGUGCGCCAAAAAACAUGCGUGGAUUGGUCAGCGCCAUCAACUGCUUCAUGUCUGCCAUUCAAUACGCUGUUAACCUUGCAACCGCACCAGCUAUUUCCGACCCACAUAUUGUAUGGGCAUUUGCUGGUCCAAGUAUCGUUGGUAUGGUUUCUGCAAUCGCCUUCUGGUUCAUCUUUAAGGAUUUGGAUACGGAGGAGUACGUCGUUCGCAACGAUGAUGAUCACAACUUGGCCGUCAACACUCCCAGUGCCAAAAUCUCUGACGAGGAGUCUUAUCAUGGAGCGAGCUCAAAGGCCCUCGACAUUGGUGACGACAGCAAAAUGAGGCACCGGAUGAGCAUUCAAGAAGAGAGAAGUGUGUAA